Molecule: messenger RNA, 515 nt
Organism: Colias croceus (clouded yellow)
Lineage: Eukaryota; Metazoa; Arthropoda; Insecta; Lepidoptera; Pieridae
Gene: RpS15A
Product: 40S ribosomal protein S15Aa
Exons: 3
Coding region: 105-494 (129 amino acids)
Biological process (GO): translation
Cellular component (GO): ribosome; cytosolic small ribosomal subunit
Molecular function (GO): structural constituent of ribosome
Source: RefSeq, a predicted model, not a curated record
AUAUGACAUUUGACAAAUGACAGUGACUUACAGCAAAAAAAAAAUUAUUUCUUUUCAACUAGCCUGUCAUUACGAAAAGUUGAGGCGGGUUUUAAAUCCUAGCCAUGGUGCGUAUGAACGUAUUGAGUGAUGCUUUAAAAUCAAUCCACAAUGCCGAAAAACGAGGCAAAAGACAAGUUCUCAUUCGGCCCUGCUCCAAAGUUAUUGUGAAGUUUCUCACUGUGAUGAUGAAGCAUGGUUACAUCGGCGAAUUCGAGAUUGUAGAUGACCACAGAGCUGGAAAAAUCGUCGUCAACUUGACAGGCAGAUUAAAUAAAUGUGGAGUUAUUUCACCCCGGUUUGAUGUACCUAUCAAUGAUAUUGAAAGGUGGACUAACUUAUUGCCCUCUCGACAGUUUGGAUACCUUGUACUCACCACUAGUGGAGGAAUCAUGGAUCACGAAGAAGCAAGACGAAAACAUCUUGGAGGAAAAAUAUUAGGUUUCUUUUUCUAAUCUAAUACACGUAAAAAUGUA